AGUCAUCUACUCGAAACUGGAAGUUAAUAAAUAUACUGUCAACUUUGAGCUUGCAUAUGGGGUGGUCGAAAAAAUCACAUGCUCGAAGCGUGUGAAUCUCAGUUAAAACGUGACCCUUCACCACCCGAUGACUCUCAGGAGGUCAAAUGUGGCUGACGCUCAUGUGGAUUUCCAUUCGUUUUCAUCAGACACAGUGACAGAGAUCCUCGACUGAACCGAGAACAACAGGGACACUUGGCUAAGUCAUGGAGAGCAUCACGGAGAGCUCAGCUGUUUCCUCUUGGGGUGAAUGUUUUGUAUUAAAGCGGAUCCGCAUGUUGAUCCCCGUUGGUUUCAAGACAGAAAUAAAAGCGCUGUCUAAACUGGCCGGACCAGUGAUUUUGGCCCAGCUCAUGGUUUUUUCAGUGAGUUUUGUCAGUACCAUUUUCUGUGGUCAUCUGGGGAGGACGGAGCUGGCAGGAGUGUCUUUGGCCAUAGCGGUUAUUAAUGUCACGGGUAUAUCUAUCGGCUCAGGUUUGUCAUCAGCGUGUGAUACUCUCAUUUCUCAGACCUUUGGGAGCGGUAACCUCCUGAGAGUUGGGGUCAUUCUGCAGCGGGCCAUCCUCAUUUUGAUUCUGGCAUGUUUCCCCUGCUGGGCCAUCCUCAUCAACACAGAGCCCAUUCUGUUGGCUGUCAAACAGGACCCAGAGGUGGCUAGGUUGGCUCAGAUGUAUGUGAAGAUAUUUAUGCCAGCACUUCCUGCUACAUUUAUGUAUUCAUUACAAACAAGAUAUCUGCAAAACCAGGGCAUCAUAUGGCCUCAGGUGAUCACAGGCUUUGUGGUCAAUCUUCUCAAUGCCCUCUUCAACUAUAUUGUUCUCUACGCAUUAAAUCUGGGAGUAGCUGGGUCUGCUGUCGCCAACACAAUUUCUCAGUUCUCCAUGUCUGGAAUUCUGUACGCUUAUAUCAAGUGGCGAGGUCUUCAUAAGGCUACCUGGGGAGGCUGGUCUAAAGAGUGCCUGCAGGACUGGACCUCAUUCAUCCACUUGGCCAUCCCCAGCAUGGCCAUGUUGUGCGUUGAGUGGUGGACGUAUGAGAUUGGAAGUUUCCUGGCAGGUCUAAUAAGUGAGGUGGAACUUGGCGCUCAGUCGGUUGUAUACCAACUGGCAAACGUUGCAUACAUAUUCCCUAUGGGUUUUAGUGUAGCAGGCAGUGUGAGAGUUGGGAAUUCUUUGGGAGCUGGAGAAACAGAGCAGGCCAAGCUGUCUGCUAAAAUGACAAUGUUCUGCGCAGGGUCUGUGUCUGUAUGUCUGUCAAUUCUCAUUGGGAGUCUGAAGGACCACAUCUCUUAUGUUUUUACAUAUGAUGAACAAAUCAGGGAAAGGGUUGCUGAUAUUAUAUCUUUCUAUGCUCCAUUUGUCCUCCUAGAUGCAACAUCAGCUGCCUCAAGUGGCAUUAUACGAGGAGCCGGUAAACAGAGAGUUGGGGCUAUUUGCAACAUUGUUGGAUAUUAUGGUGUUGGUUUCCCUAUCGGAGUGCCACUGAUGUUUGUAGCCAAACUAGGAAUCAAGGGUCUGUGGACAGGCUUGUUUACCUGUGUGUUUCUGCAAUGCUCAGUUCUGAUUUUCUACCUGGUAAGAAUGAACUGGAGUAAAGCCACAGUCGAGGCUCAAAUCAGAGCGGGAGUGCAUGGGACCUCCACAGACACAAGUAACUCACAGGGCCAAAUGGUCACCAUGGACCUGGUUGAAGCGGAGGAGAGACCAAUACUGACGGAGGAGCUGUCUUACAGGACUCUGGUUCUGCGUAGGGGGUUUGCUGUGGCUGUCAUGCUAUUCAUCCUGGCUGCUGGAAUCAUCACGAACUUACUGCUCACUAACUGGUUGGUUACAUGAACACGAGCAACGUCUAUUGUAUUGAGUGGAGUAAUUCGGUAGCUGCCAGUGUUCAGUAUGAUGCAGACAUUUGCACUGCAGGAUGUCAAAGCAGGACGGUGGAAAGACACAAGUGACGAUGAGCAGAAAGCAAAGAGAACACAGGAAGCUAUGGGACUGCAUAGUCAAAGAAUUCAUCUCUGAGUACUACUUUUAAACCACAAGAUUUUCCAGUAAAUUUGCUGGUGAUCAGUUCACAACCACUUUUGAGAACAAUGAGAAUUUGACAACUUCUGUAUUUAUAAUAUUAAACAGAAAUAUUGUGGGUGUCUUGGG
Lates calcarifer (barramundi perch) is the source of this 2189-nucleotide messenger RNA. RefSeq names its product solute carrier family 47 member 3 (gene slc47a3). The record is from RefSeq and is a predicted model, not a curated record. Gene Ontology annotation, biological process: xenobiotic detoxification by transmembrane export across the plasma membrane. NCBI's taxonomy places the organism in Eukaryota, Metazoa, Chordata, Actinopteri, Centropomidae. Gene Ontology annotation, molecular function: xenobiotic transmembrane transporter activity; antiporter activity. Gene Ontology annotation, cellular component: membrane. The coding region runs from base 246 to 1874 and encodes 542 amino acids. The transcript has 17 exons.